CAAAGUCUCACCUUUUCUGAUUCUCCAAAGUCUCACUCUUUCGUUUCUUCCUUCAAACAAAUCCCACAAGGCAUAACCCAUUCUUCACACCCUUUUGGCCUCUUUUUUUGAUCCCAUUUUGUCCACUUUGGACCACUGAAUAAUAAAAGUUGCAAACUUGAUUUGUUUCCUUUAAUAAUUCAAGUCUUCUUUAUGGUAUUUUUUUUUUUUAGGGGACUUUAAUAACUUCUUUUUAUUGCAUUCUUUGUUAGGUCUGAAUCAAUCAAAUUGACUAGUCUGCUAAUUUUUUUGGUCCCAUUUAAACCCUCUGCUGUGCUCUCCUGUUUCUCCCCAUCAAGAAACCCAUUUAGUAGUGAGUUUUUGCCAUUUCAGGCUUCUGGAGCUGAGUGAUUGGAAUAGUUUCCUCAAAGGUUGAAUGAAAUGGCAGUUGAACUUUGCUCAGAGAAUUGUGAUGCUUCUUCUGGGAGUCCAAGAAUUUCUUUCUCACAUGACUUUUCCCAAUCUGAUGUCAUACCUGUUGAGCAACACCCUUUGAGAUCAAACUCUUCUGGUUUGAAUUCAAGCAUUGAUUUUGAUUUUCGUGUCAGUGAAAGCUUCGAGCUUGAAUCAUCUUCAGCAGAUGAGCUUUUCUCAGAUGGGAGGAUCCUUCCCACUGAAGUCAAGAGAAAGAAUGCUCCUUUGAAGCAAACGGGUCAAUUAGCACCACACCCUCCAUUGCCUCCUCCAUAUGCUGGUCCUGACAGUGCUUCUACAAGUAAAAACUUGAAGAAAGAGAACCCCAAAGAAAGCAAGUAUUUGAAUGAUGGAUUGUGUGACAAGCAAAGUUCCAAGUCUUUUUGGAGCUUCAAGAGAAGUAGCAGUUGUGGCAGUGGAUAUGGAAGGAGCUUUUGCCCUUUGCCACUUCUAUCCAGAAGCAAUUCAACUGGAUCUACCCCAAGUGUUAAGAGGAAUCCACAGUCAAAGGAGGGUCCUAAUGUUAGGCAAAAUUCCCAAAAACAUUCUUCCAUAAGGUUUUCUCACUCUUUUGUGCCAAACAGUUAUCAAAAGCCUCCAUUGAAAAAGGGUCAUGGAUCUUAUGGUAACAGUGUUCGAGUCAAUCCUGUCCUGAAUGUUCCUUCUGCAAACCUAUUUGGUUUGGGUUCAAUUUUCUCCAAUAAUAGAGAUAAGAGCAAGAAGAAGUAGUUUUAGUUUACAUUUCAACUCUAUGCUUCAAUUCCCUUAACUUGCAAAUCAGUUGGGUCUAUCUUUUUCUUUUUUUCUUUUUUCCUAUGUACUUCUUGGGUUUACCAUGGGACUAAAAAAAUGAUACAUAGGUUAAAUUUUUUGAAAGGUGGAAUGGUUUGCAUCAAGAAGACAAAGUGAUCAAAAAGAGAUAUUUGUGAAGGUGAUGGACAAGAAUGACAUUAUGCAGGCACAUGCUUUGGGGCACAAAAUGACAGGUAACUGUUUUCAUGGCUGUCCCUUGCUUGUGUUUUGUUCCUCUGCUUUUGUUCUUUGGACUAUGUGUAAAUACAUUGACUUUGAUUAGUAUCUCUCUCUCUCUCUCUUGGGGUUACUUUGGAUCUCUCUUACUCAAUAUGAAUAAGAGGCU
Messenger RNA from Gastrolobium bilobum, 1591 nucleotides. RefSeq lists its product as uncharacterized. The coding region runs from base 421 to 1182 and encodes 253 amino acids. Lineage: Eukaryota; Viridiplantae; Streptophyta; Magnoliopsida; Fabales; Fabaceae. The record is from RefSeq and is a predicted model, not a curated record. The transcript has a single exon.